Acanthoscelides obtectus is the source of this 540-nucleotide messenger RNA. Lineage: Eukaryota; Metazoa; Arthropoda; Insecta; Coleoptera; Chrysomelidae. The record is from the annotation of a GenBank genome assembly.
AUGUGCAUCGUAUCCAGAAAAAUUGUGGAACAACACAGAUACGGUGUCAGGGAGAUCAAAGCUAGCGGUGACAAAAUCUUCGUAAAAUUAACUUACUCACCAAAAGCAGCAACAUUAAAACGAAAAUUCGGCUUGCUGCCAAUCAAAUAUUUGAGGACCAAAUUGGAUAAGAACGCGGAAUUCCAGGUAUUGGAAAGAAUCGUCAAAAAAUAUCGGUUCAAUUUGUUGGACGAACAGUUGGAAGACAUCAAUCGACAGUCUAUACAAGAUCGACCUGGAACGAGUGGUCUUGGUGGUCUUGGUGGCAGUCGCGGUGGUGGUGGUGGUGGUAAGAAGAGAAAGUUGUAUCUGGAACCACCAGUGCUACAAAAUGUGGUAGUUGAUGAUGAUGAUGAGCAGGAGGAGGAGGAGGAGGAAGAGGAGAAGGAGCCUACGCAAAAGGUUAGGAAACCACCACCACCACCACCAGCAUCUACAACAGUCACAGGCAAUGAUAACGAUGACAAUGAUGAUGAUGAUGACACAUUGUUAUUGUCAUAA